Molecule: messenger RNA, 569 nt
Organism: Acanthoscelides obtectus
Lineage: Eukaryota; Metazoa; Arthropoda; Insecta; Coleoptera; Chrysomelidae
Source: the annotation of a GenBank genome assembly
AUGUGUAUAAAAUCAGUGAUAUUUGCUGUGUGAGAAACAGAUUCAACUUACAGCUUAGACCUUCAGUAAUGCCAUAUCUGAAGCAGAUUUUACAACACAUCAGAGCCAAACAUUGAUAACUGAAGCCUCAUGACGUUUAGGCAACACGUACAACCAAGUCCUAAGUUAACAUCUUGUAUAAAAGCUUAAAUAAUGUCACAAAAAACCAAUACAAUGUCAAAAAAAUCGGCAUAUAUCACUUUUCAAGAUACUUGAUACCCGCAUCGUAUAUAUCGCUCUAAAGAAGUUUUGAUAAUUCAACCAGUUCAAUGAGAUAAGUUUCCGAUAAUCUUGGUUCCAAAAUAACGAGCGAGAAAUGCCGAGCCUCCUUAUCUCUGAACACAAUCCUCUCGGAAUGUGUCUCCAGAAAACACACACCAAGAGUAUUCAUUCUACAAGUCCCCCAUAAAUUACCCUUCUUCAGAAGAGAUAGAGCCAGCGGCGGUAUAUCCAUCUUUAAGAAAGUGAGUUUAACAGCAAAAGAAAUUCCAGUAUCUACAAAUCUUGAAGCCAUAGCCAUAUCUCUUGAC